AUGGAGGUAGAGGAGGAGGAAAGACGCUCUCCACACGAUCAUGUGGAUCGGUGUGUUCCCGAGAGCUUCUUUGAUCGCGUAACGCAAGGGUUACGCGGCGAUCUCGAGCAUGAGCGGAAUAGGCGUCUCCAGAUGGCGGACACUGCCUCGAAGCAUCGAGCUGAGUUUGCCUUUGCUCAGCUUGAGAACGAGAGAUCUCUGACAUCUCUUCGUGACGAGCUAAGGGUAGCUCGUGGGAUUGUUGAUCGGUCUCGGGCUGAGAUAACUGCUCUUCAGACCCUUGUUGAUGCCCACCAUCGGGAACACAAGGCUCUCUGCGAGAUGCUUGAGCGCAAGGGCGUUCUUCAUCGGAAGAAGCAGCGUACUGAUGGUACGGCUUAA
Molecule: messenger RNA, 381 nt
Organism: Peronospora matthiolae
Lineage: Eukaryota; Oomycota; Peronosporomycetes; Peronosporales; Peronosporaceae
Source: the annotation of a GenBank genome assembly